AGGAAGGUUAUAGUGUGAAAUUGGUUGAAAAGGUGGGAUAUUUAAUGGGGAGAGAUGUGAGGGGCUUAAUUUUGGAGGCUUGUAUUGUUUUGGAGCUCUGGGAUGUUUUGGAGAGUUUGUUUGUUAAUAAGCUUGUUCUGCAUUCCUGUGUUUCUAAUUUGGUUAAUAAUUUGAUUGAAAAAAGGAGGUCUGAUUUGAUUGUGUUGUGCGUUAAGCACAUCGGUGACAUUCAGACUUACGAAAUUAUGUGUAUUUUGAAGUAUUUUCUGUGUCCCUCAAAGGAGGGGUAUGAGAGUAUGGUUAGUGUGAGGAAGGAUUGGGAGAGUCAAGCAUUGUUAGCUAUUGAAAAGGUUAGUGAUAAGAAUCUUACUGCGAAGAAAUUGAGUGUGGCAAGGGAUGCUUCUUUGUUGAUUAUGGUGGCAUAUGAUGGAUUCUCAGUAUCAGAAUUGUGCUUACAUUAUUUGCUAGCAUCAAAGAAUGUUGAUGAUGUGAUAUUGGCAUCUUGUAUUAGUAAGUUGAAUGGUUUGGAAAUGAUGAGUUUGAUUCAGUAUUUGAGCAAGUGGUUGAAGAAGUAUGAGAGGUUUCCUCAAGUGAGUCCUUGUCCAAAGGCAUCUUCAGUGUUGGGGCUGAAAGUUUGUGAAUGGAUUCCAAGUCUUCAAGACGUUGUCAGGUGUCUUGGUUUGGUUAUAGAUGAGCACUUUUCUUCUUUGGUUCUGCAUCCCGAGUUUCAUGAGGAGUUGAGAUCCUUAGGAGGACUGGCUAGUUCUUUAGCUGCAGAAGCAAGGCUCUGUGGUUCUCUGGCAAAUUUGACUGAGAGGUUGAGAACAGAUCAUAGAGGCUAAAAAACCGUAGAGGUGUGGAAUUGGUUGGUAGAUUGAGGAGUCUAUCUUGCUGCUAUAUAA
This is a messenger RNA of Coffea arabica (coffee), 902 nucleotides long. The record is from RefSeq and is a predicted model, not a curated record. Lineage: Eukaryota; Viridiplantae; Streptophyta; Magnoliopsida; Gentianales; Rubiaceae.